Naegleria lovaniensis is the source of this 891-nucleotide messenger RNA. RefSeq lists its product as uncharacterized. The record is from RefSeq and is a predicted model, not a curated record. The transcript has a single exon. Bases 1 to 891 code for a protein of 296 amino acids. Lineage: Eukaryota; Heterolobosea; Eutetramitea; Acrasida; Naegleriidae.
AUGUACUACUCUUCACCCUCCCUUGAAACCAAUAAUUAUUUACCAUCAUCAUUAACAACACCAUAUUUCUCUUCCAUGUCGCUUCUCAAUCCAUACUCGGAUGAUAUUCAUACCCUAAAUGAUUUGGAGAGAGCUCUUUCAUGCAUUACACCAAACACUCCUUGUUUUCUCAGAUUAGAUGUUCAUGGAGUGUUGAAAGAAUUAAAUUCUUGUGAUCCACCCAAUUAUUGUGCAACCUCGUUGGAAGCCGAACUGAACUGUCAGAAUGUUCCAUUGGAUGAAACUUUACAGAGAAAUUUCCAUGAUCCGGCCACAUGUCAGAUCAACUGCCAAACUGCCAUCGUCCUUGAUCAAUCAUGUGUGCUCCAAACUCCUCCAAUGCAAAACGACGAGAGUACAGACCAUCAACCACCAACACCACUAUUGUUAUCAACGUUGGCCAACAACGACACUAUUUCACAUGUGAUACCCAAACAAAAAAGGAAAAAAUCAAGUCCAAGCACUUGUUCACCAUCUCUCUCUCCCAUUUCUAAAAUUACCAAGCAGAACAAGACAAAGAAACCACAAGGUCGUCUCAUCACUGAAACCAUUACCACCACUCCAAGUUCAAUUCAACAUUCGUUUGAAUUACCAAAAGAAUCAUUGAAAAGUUUCUCAUCCUCUUCUCCUCAGAGUGAAUGUAUGUCAAGAAAGUCCAAUCAAUCUCCAACGUCCUGCCACUACUCAACGACUUGUCCACAGCAGUCUUCAUCAAACAAACAACGAAAUCUUGCAUCAUGGACCUUGUAUAAAGAACAAGCGUUUGUGGAGAGUGGAAAAGAGAAAUCCAAAAGUGGAAAUAAUUACAAAUUUCAUAAUGUAUCGUUUGUGUAUGUACCAAGUAACCAAUAA